Alternaria atra is the source of this 3057-nucleotide messenger RNA. RefSeq lists its product as uncharacterized. The coding region runs from base 1 to 3057 and encodes 1018 amino acids. Gene Ontology annotation, cellular component: membrane. The transcript has 8 exons. Gene Ontology annotation, molecular function: metal ion transmembrane transporter activity; protein binding. Gene Ontology annotation, biological process: metal ion transport; transmembrane transport. Lineage: Eukaryota; Fungi; Ascomycota; Dothideomycetes; Pleosporales; Pleosporaceae. The record is from RefSeq and is a predicted model, not a curated record.
AUGCCAUCUAUAGCAGACCAGCAGCAUGCAAAGCUCAGGAGAGUAUAUUUGAAGGGUACCGGGGGUUGGUUCUUCAAAAAAGAACAAUUCCAAAAAUGGCUUCACGACGACUGUACAACGUUGGUCUGCCCAGGCAUACCAGGCUCUGGAAAGACCAUGAUCGCGUCGGAGGCAGUAGAUCUACUAUCGCAAAUGCGGUCUAGGGUCAACGAAUCAGACGAUAACAACGUUCAAGUGCCAAUUGGUGUCGCAUUCGCGUACUUCGAUGCAAAAUUCGGGGACACUCAUCCGGCUCUUGCGCUUACGAAGCAACUGCUCAGUCAACUCAUGGAUGACUUACCAUGGUCCAAAUUGCCCCAGGAUAGCAUAUCUUGGAUGGAGAAGAAUCCACCAAGUCUUGAAGCCGUCACUGAAUUAGCUCAUAGGGUGGGGAAAUCAUACCGCCAGGUAUACAUCGUCAUAGAUGCACUGGAUGAAGUCAAAUCAGCACGAAAGGGUCUCAAGGAGUUAAUCACGGGUCUCCGGGGCUUACAAGAUUGCAUCAGAGCGAAGAUCCUUUUCACUCUACGGAAUUUGCCUGAUAUUAUGGGACUACUUCCGGAAGGUGACCGUCUAGAUAUAACGGCGAGCGAGGAUGAUAUCUCGGCAUUCAUAGAUCACAGACUACGUAGUGUCCUACGGAAUGGGGCACGGGCUCCUCAAACGCUGAGGGAGGAGCUGAAGGAGAGCUUAAUGUCGCGCUCAAAGGAAAUGUUCUCAUUAGCAGAUGCAAUCACGAUCGCCUUGUCUAAAUUUACUUUGGACAAGAAGAUGGAAUUUGCCCAUUCGCCCGCCACUCCAUAUGUGCUGAAGCAGUUCUAUCAGGAAGAGGCAUAUCGAAUUCGAACCCAGUCCAAAGAUUCUGCUCAGCUCGCAGGCUUCGUUUUUUCUCUGAUGUUCUACGCAAAAAGAAGGUUGACAUUAUCGGAAAUACGACAGGCAUUGGCCGUUGCCAACCACAUACAAGGCAAACACAAUACUGCAUUGAAUUACAACGAGAAAGAGUUUGCCAGUGCUCUUGUUUCUUCUUCCCAAGGCUGGCUCCAGAUUGAACCUGAAACACAGCUGCUCACAUGGGUUCAUGAGUCUGCAUCUGCGUCCUUGAGAGAUCCGUUAUCGAAAGACAAGGACCAGAGAGGUUUGCCGAUCUCAGUUCCUAAGGACGUAGCAAGCAUCUGUUUUUCUUGUCUGGCGCUGCCCACAUUUCGAUCUGGGCCAUGUCGCGACGACAAGAUGUUGAGGGAGAGGCUUACUGACUACCCAUUUUACGAAUACGCUUGCGAGUACUGGGCCCAGCAUGCGUCAGAAGCAGAGAAUGAAGAUUGUGAAGUACUAUUUCGGUUUCUGCAAAACAAUCAGAGUGUGUCUGCAGCUUUUGAGGUCUUCCUGGUAGCUCGGGGGAUACCACAAGGGAUCUUUUCUGACCGAAUAUUACCACGUGGCAUAACCGGCAUGCAUCUCGCAGCUUAUUUUGGCCUUCAGAGUAUCCUGAAAAAGCUUAUUAAAGCAAGAACUGAUGAUCUGGCCGUAAGAGAUAGUAACGGUCACAGCCCAUUGUGGUGGGCAGCCAACAACAGGAUGAAGGAGACUGCUAAGAUUCUGAUACCUAAAGACCACGAGGCAGUUCAUUUGCUUGUCAGAAUGGGGAAUUCAGAUGUUGUACAAAUGCUUUUAGGUGUGGGGUUUGACCUCAACCGAACGGGAGCAUGGGGAAGAACUCUGCUACAUAACGCCAUCAUGGACGACCAAGCAGCCAUCGCUCGCAACCUUCUGGAGAAGGGCGCGAAAGUCCACAAAACGGACAUCAAUGGGGACACACCAUUGACACUGGCCCUUCAGAAAGAGCAGCGCCAGAUAGCUGACGUUCUGCUUGACAUGGGAGCAUCUACAAGAAAUACCACGGUGGAACAGUGGCGGAAGGCGUACGCAAAACCUGGCCAUAGCGUAAUUCAGCUAAACUUAGAAGCGGGAAAGACCUGUAUAGGCUUUUUGACGGGCAAUACCCAGGAUGCUAUCCAAAGCGCAACAUUGGCUCAAAGUCAAGCGACGAACUUGUUCAUCUUCUCACCGUCUUCAGACCCUUUAUGGUUGCGAUCAAGAAAACAAAGCUUUUCUCUUACGGACGAGUACGUCUGGGAAGGCCCUUUGAUUACGUAUCUAGUGGUUUCGAGGUUUCCAACAGCAACAACAACGGGUUGGGAUGCAAUCUUUUCUCUACCUACUAAAGCGCCAAUUUGGAUAAGAUGGUGCAUGAUCAAAGAUGAGAAUGGGGAAAACGGCUUCCGCCGACUGGUUCAUUCUCACAACUUACCGGACACGUGGAUCCCAAAAGAAAUGCUUCACAUGUAUCUCCAGCUUCUGAAACAGACGAAGGAAUGGUGGGAGGUAACAUGUGAGCUGAGCGAACUGCAUCUACAGCGCUGUCGUGAGGAAGUUCUGGGCGCAAAGGGCGGAAAGCCCGAGCUCACAGAUCAGCUUCUAGAAGACGCGCAACAGUGGACAGCACUGCGUAAAGUUCUAGCACAGCAUAUCAAAGGAGCUGGAGAGUUCACUUCUCGCUAUCACCGUCUUUACCAAGAAGAGAAUGCUUACGAAGACUGCCGCAUCUUCUUACUCAAGUUCCAAUCUGAUGUUGAACAAAGGUUAGAUUCGCUCGACACAACAUCACAAAACCUCAUUGGCAUAGAAUUCAAUCUCGUAACGAUCCAAGAGGCUCGCAAAUCAGUUACAAUGGCAGCUAGUCUGAAGCGCCUUAGUUGGAUUACAUUUGUAUUUCUCCCAGCAACAUUCUCUGCGAGUCUCUUCGGAAUGAACGUCGACAUAUUAAAGGAUAACCCAAGCUGGAAGUGGUACAUUCUUGUCGGCGGCGGAUGCAUGCUGCUCACAUUCACAGGGUGGCUGCUGUUCAAAUUCACGGCGCUUGAAGCCUGGCUUGAUCGCACGACGAACAACACGACGGCGAUACUGGGUAGGGAGAAGGGGAAACAGAAGAAAGCGCAUCUAGCGAAUGUCCCAUGA